UUUCCGCUUUUGUUUGUAUACCGGGGAUUUUGAAAGUUACUAUUUAAUUUCAAUAAUUGUUGGUACAAAUUAUUUUUAAUGGAAAACUUUUGAUGAUAUAUCUAAUUGACGAGUUUUAAAGUUAUUUUUAUCUGAUUUUCUACGUUUUGGAUCAAAUUUAAUUUGUUUUCAGUUGUUUCGGAGGUUUUCGUGUUGAUUUAUGUUACUUUUUAACAUUUUGAAUAAGUUUUAGUUGAUUUCGAUUGGUUUUAUUGGUUUUUAAUAGUUAAAGGCAGUUUUGGUUAAUUUUGAGGCGGUUUUAGUCAAUUUUUAGGUGGAUUUAGUCAUUUUUGAGGCGUUUUUAUUUAAUUACUGUUGGAUUUCGUUCGUUUUUGGAGUUUUAGGUGUUGGUGAUUGCUUUAAUGCUUAUUGAAUUGAUUUCAGUCGAUUUGUUUGGUUUCUUACUGUUUUGCGGCAGUUUUGGUUAAUUUUGAGGCGGUUUUAGUCAAUUUUGAGGCGGAUUUAGUCAGUUUUGAGGUGGAUUUAGUCAGUUUUGAGGCGGUUUCAUUUAGUUACUGUUGGAUUUUGUUAGUUUCAGAAGUUUUAUGUGUUGAUUUCAGUCGAUUUGUUUGGUUUCUUACUGUUUUGCGGCAGUUUUGGUUAAUUUUGAGGCGGUUUUAGUCAAUUUUGAGGUGGAUUUAGUCAGUUUUGAGACGGUUUCAUUAAGUUACUGUUGGAUUUUGUUAGUUUCAGAAGUUUUAUGUGUUGAUUUUAGUCGAUUUUUUUAGUUUCUUACUGUUUUGGUUAAUUUUGAGGCGGUUUUAGUCAAUUUUGAGGUGGAUUUAGUCAGUUUUGAGGCGGUUUCAUUUAGUUACUGUUGGAUUUUGUUAGUUUCAGAAGUUUUAUUUGUUGAUUUUAGUCGAUUUGUUUAGUUUCUCAUUGUUUGCGGCAGUUUUGGUUAAUUUUGAGGCGGUUUUAGUCAAUUUUGAGGUGGAUUUAGUCAGUUUUGAGACGGUUUCAUUUAGUUACUGUUGGAUUUUGUUAGUUUCAGAAGUUUUAUGUGUUGAUUUUAGUCGAUUUGUUUAGUUUCUUACUGUUUUGGUUAAUUUUGAGGCGGUUUUAGUCAAUUUUGAGGUGGAUUUAGUCAGUUUUGAGGCGGUUUCAUUUAGUUACUGUUGGAUUUUGUUAGUUUCAGAAGUUUUAUUUGUUGAUUUUAGUCGAUUUGUUUAGUUUCUCAUUGUUUGCGGCAGUUUUGGUUAAUUUUGAGGCGGUUUUAGUCAAUUUUGAGGUGGAUUUAGUCAGUUUUGAGACGGUUUCAUUUAGUUACUGUUGGAUUUUGUUAGUUUCAGAAGUUUUAUGUGUUGAUUUUAGUCGAUUUGUUUAGUUUCUUACUGUUUUGGUUAAUUUUGACGCGGUUUUAGUCAAUUUUGAGGUGGAUUUAGUCAGUUUUGAGGCGGUUUCUUUUAGUUACUGUUGGAUUUUGUUAGUUUCAGAAGUUUUAUUUGUUGAUUUUAGUCGAUUUGUUUGGUUUCUUACUGUUUUGCGGCAGUUUUGGUUAAUUUUGAGGCGGUUUUAGUCAAUUUUGAGGUGGAUUUAGUCAGUUUUGAGACGGUUUCAUUUAGUUACUGUUGGAUUUUGUUAGUUUCAGAAGUUUUAUUUGUUGAUUUUAGUCGAUUUGUUUAGUUUCUCAUUGUUUGCGGCAGUUUUGGUUAAUUUUGAGGCGGUUUUAGUCAAUUUUGAGGUGGAUUUAGUCAGUUUUGAGACGGUUUCAUUUAGUUACUGUUGGAUUUUGUUAGUUUCAGAAGUUUUAUGUGUUGAUUUUAGUCGAUUUGUUUAGUUUCUUACUGUUUUGGUUAAUUUUGACGCGGUUUUAGUCAAUUUUGAGGUGGAUUUAGUCAGUUUUGAGGCGGUUUCUUUUAGUUACUGUUGGAUUUUGUUAGUUUCAGAAGUUUUAUUUGUUGAUUUUAGUCGAUUUGUUUGGUUUCUUACUGUUUUGCGGCAGUUUUGGUUAAUUUUGAGGCGGUUUUAGUCAAUUUUGAGGUGGAUUUAGUCAGUUUUGAGACGGUUUCAUUUAGUUACUGUUGGAUUUUGUUAGUUUCAGAAGUUUUAUGUGUUGAUUUUAGUCGAUUUGUUUGGUUUAUUACUGUUUUGGUUAAUUUCGAGGCGGUUUUAGUCAACUUUGAGGUGGAUUUAGUCAUUUUUGAGGCGUUUUUAUUUAAUUACUGUUGGAUUUCGGUAAUUUUCGAAUUUUUAGGUGCUAGUGAUCGCUUCAAUGCUUAUUGGAUUGAUUUCAGUCGAUUUGUUUAGUAUCUUACUGUUUGGCGGCAGUUUUGGUUAAUUUUGAGGCGGAUUUUUGGUCACUUUGAUUUGUUUCCAAUAGUUUUGAGCCAAUUUCAGUCAAUUUUAGUCAAAUGUGAAGCAUUUUUUAUUAAUUCCUAUAGGUAUGCGAUAGUUUCAGGUAUUUUUAUCAUUUUAAGGGGUUGGUUUUGUUAGCUUGUUCAGUUUUGUAUCAAUUUUAGUCAAUUUCGAAGGUGUCUUUAUUAGAUUUUGAAACAUUUCUUGGUUUAAUUUUAUUUAUUUUAAUUUAAACUUGUAUUUUAAGAAAACUUUAACUCGUCUUUAGACAUUUAAAAUCAAUUUCUGUUGAGUUUUUAUAUUAAUUAAAGACGUUUUCUAAUAUUUUCGAUUAUAAUCGAUAAAAAUAAACGAUCCCAAACACAAUUUUUCCCCGCCUCGUAUAUAUUAAAUAUCAAAUAUUCAAUUCGAAUAAAACAAAUUCAAAUCUGACAAUAUGAAACACCUUGUAUAAUCUAUAACGUAAACAACCGAAAAUCCGAUCGGCUAAAAACGUCAUAGAAACAUCGAUCAAACGCCAUCUUAAUGUUUCUAAGGUAUGUGACGUAUGUUUACAUCAAAUCAAUAAUAACCUCAAUUCAUUCUAUUUCGAUGUAGUCAGUAUUAUUAUUUUUUCGAAAAAAAUAUUUUUUUUUUCGAAAUUCUAUUCGUGUUUUUGUGUGUGAGUGUACGAAAAAUGUCGGCGAAAUAUUCAAUAAUAUCGACGGAGGAUGUGAACGCGAAAAACGACGAUUAUUAUCCUUCGGUAAAAUCGAAAGACGCGAACGAAAGGAAAAUGGCGCGACAACUGAGAAUAGAAAAGAGAGUUGCCGCAGUUAAAUUGCAAACUCAAAGGGAAACGGGGAUUUAUAUUGAAGAGGAAAAAGAACCCGUGGAAAUACAGAUGGAAAAAAGCGCCGGUAUUUUGGAUAAUUUGUUGAAGGAAUCGCAAGAGUAUUUGGAGAACGUUAGAGUGGCCAACGAAGCCCGAGAGUUCGACAGAAAAGAAUCCGAAGGCAUCGGAAGGGGAAAGGUCAUAUCCCGAUUGGAAGCUGAAGCUGCCGAAGCCCAAAAGUUAUUUAGCGAAAUAGCCGGUAAAUGGUCCUCGAUACAGGAUUAUAAGGAUCCCCUGCACAUCCACGAGGAUAUUCUGUUGCAAAAAAUGAAAUGCGAUGAAUUGAUCAAAGAAAAAGACGAUUUGAUCGAGAUGUUGAAGGGGGAAGUGCGAAUGGCCGAAAGGAAGUUUACCUCGGAUCAGGUGAAGCAGAAUCAGGAUAUCGCCAUUUUGGGUAGCAGGAUUGAAAAGCAGAUCGAUUUUAUCAAAAAGGCCUACGCUACCGAAUUCAAUUUGAUAGACCAAGUAAUAAGCGAAGAAAAACGAAAAUUCAUCGAGAAAAGCAACGAAAAAUGGGAGGAUCUCUACCGUAAGAGGAACCAAGAAGAAUCAGCUUUAACCGAAUACAAAAUCCAAAAACAAGAGGAAAUAUCCUCCAAAAUCCGACAUCUGAAUGUUUGUCACGAAGAACAGUUUCGUAAAACGAAAAUUGAAUUGGAAAGAGACAUCGAGAAGGCCCAAAACGAAUUCGAAAGGAUCAAAUCGUUGGCGUUGUUUAAUAGAGAACGUUUGGAAUAUAAUUAUGAAGUGUUGAAGAGAAGAGAAAACGAAAAUCUAAUAAUAAAGAGUCAGCAGAAGAGGAGGAUGAGUAAAUUGCAAGAUACAAUAAGCGAUUUGAAAACCACCCUGAGCGACUACCGAAAAACCUCAACGAAAAAAAUACAGAAAACCAAAAGCGACAUCGAGAAAUUGCGCCAAAAUGUCGUCGACAUCGACGACAAAGCGGAUCAGUUCGCGAAUUCGAGCGAAAAAAAAUUCAAAGACUUGUGGAAAUUGAACGCCAGAGAUUGUUACAAUCUAUUAGAUAAAAUAAUAAAAAUCGAUCGAAUACUCCACGAACAACAGUUGGGGGUUAGAUGGACGCGUCCCGUUUACCAAAAAAUCGAUUUUCCCUCAAUCGGUGAUCGUCAGAGUGUCUCAAGCGUUGGCCCCAAACAAAAAUCGUCGUUGCUAUUGAAAAAAUCGAAAUCCGAUACUCGUUCCACAUCCGCCCUCAACCUAUCCAAAUCUUCCAAUACGGAAUCUGACGCUUAUAAGAAGUUGUUGAAGAGGGUGUUGAAGGCGUUGGAUAAGAAGGGCGGUUUUUUAACGGAAAAAUGUAUAAAAUUGUUGAUUAAUACGUACGAGGACGAUAAACAGAGUCUGGUUACUUUGAAUAACGUUUUCCUUUCGUUGGGUAUAAAAAAAUCUCAAGAUGUCGAUGUGAUGGCGGAUUUUUUUUUACCUUAUUGUUAUUGUAGUGUGUGCGCGGAACACUAUUCGGCACACAGUUCGUUUGCAUCGUCGGCGAUAGCAAGUCGUCACAUGUCGCAAGUGUCGUAUAUGUCGAAAACGUCCUUUCAGCGAUCGAACUAUUUCAGCCCUUCAAUCAUCGAAGUGGAAUACACUUUGGAGGGCAUACAACAAUCCGACGAUCUGAUAAGCCAUAUAGUCAAAGAGGUGAUAGAGAGUGAAUCGUUGGUGGACGAACAUGGUGUUUUGAAAAUCGAUACGCCGGACGAAGAUUCCGAAGACGACGAACAAUGCUACGCGCACCCAAAAGAAAGGUUAUCGGGUAGAAGGAGAACGCUAAAAGUCGAUAUAGAAAAGUUAUCUUGCAAAUAUAAUCAUCCCCUUGUUAUAAGUACAGUGUACGUACUAGCCGCCCUUAAGGAAUUCGUUAUUAAAUAUCACAAACAGCAGCAGGCGACGCAAAUAGGACCGACGAUGGAAGAACGACUUUCGAAACGAAGAUGCACGGCGUCCCGAUCUCUGGAGGACGAGGACAUCAAACGUCAUUGGAUUAAUUUGCGGAGGACCUUUCGCAAAUCGCACAUGCUCAUAUGGGAUGGUCUUCGUGAAGGUCUAUCGAAAUAUCUGGAAAUUUUGAAGGAUCGCAAAAACGUCAGCGAGGACGUUAUGAAAUUGAGAAAAACUAAUGAGGCUUUGAAGAGACUUUUGGCCGAUUAUAUCGAUCACGGCGUAAUCAUGAAACCGACUUGCCCUCAAAAGUCCUCUGAAUUACUACGGAAAUGUUCGCAGACUACACAAAUAAAAAUUUAAGUACCAAAAAAAA
Messenger RNA from Diorhabda sublineata, 5483 nucleotides. RefSeq names its product dynein regulatory complex protein 1 homolog. The transcript is spliced from 9 exons. The record is from RefSeq and is a predicted model, not a curated record. Gene Ontology annotation, cellular component: axoneme; axonemal dynein complex. Gene Ontology annotation, biological process: axonemal dynein complex assembly; cilium-dependent cell motility; regulation of cilium movement. NCBI's taxonomy places the organism in Eukaryota, Metazoa, Arthropoda, Insecta, Coleoptera, Chrysomelidae. Bases 3011 to 5470 code for a protein of 819 amino acids.